UGCACAAAUGUUCCCAAUUUCCAUCUUUUAUGAACAUCAGUUCCUGACAAUAAAACUUAUUUGGUAAAAACAAAUAAUUAAAAGCUUGAAUACCCCAUGACAGGACAACUUUUACAUAAGAGUCACUUUUUGAACAAUACUGAAUUAACAAAGUCAAGAUACACGUUGAAUCCUAAGGGUCUUCUUUGUAUUUUUAAAACUUAUUUUUAUAAAGAUAAUAAGUGAUUUUGAUUGACAGUGUCUUAAGAAGCUAACAACCCAGAAUAUGUAAGAUAACAGCUCAUACUUCAGAUAACAGUGAAAGAUAAAUUUAAGAAUUUUUAACUUCCUUGAUAAUCAGUGUGUAGUGAAGGAUAUUCCAAGCCAGAGAACCGAUUUUGACACAAUGCCGACACGUUUUUGUAUAAUGCUGCUACUUUUACAACCUACUAUCAUCAGAUGCAUUGAAGAAUUUAAUCUUAUUGAACGUAUCAGAACCAACGUAACAACAAGCCAGUCCAGUACUUAUUCUCCAUCCAAUAAUCCACAAGAUUUUAACUCAAGUAAAGCAAUAGACGGGGUACAGAAUUAUUCAGUAGAUACAUGUAAAUGUUGCAGUGUAACAGACGGGGUCUCUCCUUCAUGGUGGCAAAUUGAUCUUAAACAGAAAUACUUAAUAGGUUCUUUGCAGAUAUUUGGACGUGCAGCAAAUCAUAGCUGGCAAUUGGAAAAUGCAACAAUUUAUGCUGGCAAUGUAUCAAUGAAGUCAGGAAUAGCUUCAUAUAAAAUGAAGAUUUACAACGUUCCAUCGAUGGAUGCUAGGACACGGAAUUUUACGAUACGGUUCGACGCAAUUAUCGCACAAUUCUUCAUAGUAGAAUUGAACCAAAAAGUGUUGACGUUAUGUGAAUUCACGAUAUAUGAGAAAG
Ruditapes philippinarum (Manila clam) is the source of this 908-nucleotide messenger RNA. RefSeq lists its product as uncharacterized. Lineage: Eukaryota; Metazoa; Mollusca; Bivalvia; Venerida; Veneridae. The record is from RefSeq and is a predicted model, not a curated record. The annotation marks the transcript as partial. The transcript is spliced from 4 exons.